UGUUAACUGUUAAGCCGUUUUCCAAUUCGCCUUUAACAAAAUGAUAUAAUUUUUAAAUUCAAAUGAUUUUCUCAAAUUCAAACGUAUUACGCCUCGGAUGUCGCGAUAUUUUAACUCGAUGGCGAACGCUUUCAUAGUCUUCAUCUCAUCUAUAUCAUAGUAUCACAGCAAGUUCAAUUGCAAAAAUAUUUGUGAAAUCAACGUUAUGAUUUUACCAAAUUAAUAAUGAGUGGAGUGCAGUUCAGAGAAAUCCACAAAAACUCAUGGCUGAGAAAACUACCAGCUGGUGUUGACAAGAAGUCUGCUCUGAAACUGACUGGUGGACAGAAGCUAUGGACUGUGUUUUGUAUACACGACGAUACAGAACCAGUGUUAGAGUUUUAUGUAGAUCAAAAGAAAGCAGCUGCACAUCGUCCAGAUAAUUCUGUACCAUUAUCAGAUACCGUCCAUGUUUCUGCUACUAUAUGUCCAUUACCUGUGAUGACAGGUGAUCAUCAACAACAGUAUCAGUAUGAAUUUGUUGUAACCCUCACCUCAGAUGUUGUGCGCUUAGCUGCUCCUUCAUGGAAUCAGAUGAUGGAUUGGGUCCAAGGUCUAGACAUGAAAUUACGUGAAAUGCAUAUAUUGUCCCCAAAAGAAAAUGUUUAUACCAAGCCACCAGAGUCUAGACCCCCUUUAUUACCAACUAGAGAUCCAAACUCUCCACUUCCUCCUCCACCGUUACGGGACUUGUCAACAAAUGUUUUACCUGGUGUUGAACCUGUUGUCUCAGUAGUUCAAUCAAUAGGUAUAGAUGAAGGCCUUUCUUCAGAAAUGGAACAAACUUUUUCAACUCCACCUAUUAGCCCUAAUCCAAUAAGUCCCAGUGAACCAGUGAAUAAUGUUACCAUUGUAGAAGUAAUAAAUCAUAAUCAAGUAUUCAAUUUUAGUCAAAUGGAACAAGUUUUAAACCAAACAAAUGAGCAACCAUCUCAAAUAUCAUCUGAGCCAUUAAUAAAUUCUCCUAGGCCCAGUAGAUCAACUAGUUCUACAACUGAAAAUGUUGCUACUCCAAGGCCGUCUAGUAGACACCAUCAAGUUCGGAAUACGUCUAUUUUAGAAGAAACUGUUAGUGGUGCUAGGUCUACUAGUCAUUCAGAAUUUAGUGAUAGAACAUCCAAUGUCGAUGACAUGCCACAAAGAUCUACCAGUGAAGUGCCAAAUGAAGGUCAACGAAUUAAAAUCAGAAUUGCUGAACCAGAAGAUGGUUGGCAUAGAAGAAGACCAAAGAGACAAGAUAUUAUACCUCCAAUAACGGAUCAAGAAGUAACUAGUAAUUAUGAACAUUUAAUAUUACCUACAGCUAUGCAGUCUAGACCACCACCUGCUUCGUCUAAUUCAGUACCUGCAGAUAUUGCAAUAUUACCAAUAAGAUCUCAACUACCAAUUGGUCGAGGUCGUGGUGCUCGUCGAAAAAUUAAUGGCGAUAGUUCACAUCCUGCGUUAGGAGCUGAUAGAAUUCGUGUAGCAGUAAAUAGUAGUACACACAAUAUGUUACAGCCAGUUCCUACACCAUUUACCCCCACAGAAAACAGAGAUUUAUUCAGUCCGAGUAGGUUAACCGUUCGUGAAAAGCAAGUUCUUCAAUUACGAAAAGAAAUGUCCCAUCUCGCUGGUGUACGGUUACAAUUGAGACGUAAAGAUUGUAUUAAUACUAUUGCUUUGGUUGAUGUCUUUCAAACUGUUUGGAUUGCUGGAUGGAAACAGAAGGAACAUCCCAUGUUGCAUAAUGCUUUACAUUUAGGUGAUCAAUUGUUGAGUGUUGCUGGAAAACCUGUAACAUGUUCAACAGAUGCUCAUAAAUUAAUACGAGCAUGGCCAAGCCUCUAUGUCGAAUUAAUUAUUAGGCGUGUUCCUUGUGGACGUGUAUUUGUAGUACGUAGACAAGAGCAAGGCCAAGACCUUGGAAUCAUCCAAGAAGGUGGUACAGCUGAAAUAAAAGAUAUACUGCCAAAUAGCCUAGCUGCUGCUCAUGGCUUAUCAUCUCGCACUCCUACUUUAGAUGGAUUGUCAUUUACUUCUUGGACACUAACAGAAAUAAAUUCCCGCCCAUUAAACUUAUUGUUUAAAGAAACUGAAGUUAGAGAUCGUCUGAAUGCAGUCGGGUUAGACAUAUCAUUAUUAGUGCAACCAACUGAUCUUAUAUCAGCACUACGCAAACAGCUUAAGUCCUUAAAAUCAUUUAAAGACUUCUUGUUGGUAUAAAGUUCACUACAAUUACUGGACAAGAUCAUGAUGAAUGCAGGGUCAAUGCAGAAGAAAUAUAUAUUAAGUAUUAUAAUAAAUAAGAAAUAUCAAACUAUAUUUUACUAUAUAGAAUUAAAGUAAAUAUAUUUUUAUUGCCUAUGAUUUAUCUAAAUUAAACAUGGGAUUAAGCAUUUUUUUAAUCAGUAUUUUUUUUUAUAACAUUUAAAGUUAUUGUUUUCUGUGAUAAUUUUGGCAAAAAAUAUUGAGUAUAUUUUAAUUUUAGUUCUAAAUUUUAAAUGACAAUUGGCCUAUGUUAACAUAAACAGUUUUAAUUAAAAACUGAAUUAUUUAACCUUGUUAUAUUGUAUUCUAAGCCAAAAUUGUAGGGUGUACUGCGUCAUAUAUGUGCAAUAUUAUUAUAUUUUGUUUUGUUUUUGUUAGUAAUGUGUUUAGACAUUAAAUUGUAAUUCUUUUUAUUGUAAUAAUUGAUUUGUCAUACAAGUGGUAUAUACAAGAUUUUUCAAUUAUAAGGGUUUUUAAUUUUUAAUUGAUAAAAAAAAUUUAAUUUCAAAUUGUUAACAUUUGUGUAUCAAUCUAUUUUGAAAAUCACAAUAAAAGUUCUUAUUUUUUCCUUGACUUAAAUAAAAGACAAUGGAAGGUCUGUAUUAUCCAACAACUACGUCUCGUAUACACCACUAUAUGAUACAGUGUUCAACUAAGCCAUAUUGUAGUACCUAUCAAAAGUGAUGAUAAAACCUGGAAAAUGUCCAAGUACUAGGUAUACAAAAAUAUAAUGCAAGUAGCUAUUUGUAACAAAUGGCAUUUGCUUCGGAAGUUACCCAGAAGAUUUUUAUUUUAAUUGUGUAAUUGACUACAGUUAUUACAUAAUCAUUAAAAAGUGUGUUGUCAAUAUUAAAUGCUAAUAUUCUUAUUUCAUGUUUUUUGUAGGGAUGAAUUUACAUUAUUUUAAGUAUUUAUUUUAUAGGAUAUCACAAACUAAAUAAUAAAUAUUAAUGAUUUAUUAAAAAUAUAAUUUUAAACCACUGUGGUAACGAAUAUCAGCCAUUUAUAUGUUAUUAUUUGCUGGUUAAUAUAGAUACUAUUAAAAUAAAAUUUAUCAUAUAAA
Messenger RNA from Aphis gossypii (cotton aphid), 3352 nucleotides. RefSeq lists its product as uncharacterized. Lineage: Eukaryota; Metazoa; Arthropoda; Insecta; Hemiptera; Aphididae. Gene Ontology annotation, cellular component: plasma membrane; cytoplasm. The record is from RefSeq and is a predicted model, not a curated record. The transcript has 9 exons. Bases 226 to 2244 code for a protein of 672 amino acids.